AUAUAAUAGAGGGACCAUUGCCGAGCAAUCUAAAAAGACGCAAGUUUUGCCGCCAGUUGGGUCCACCCUUCACAUUUUAUCUUUCUCUUCGAUUGUGAGGGAGAUAAAGGAUUGCAGGAGCGACAGACAUCAAUGGCGAACCCUAGAGUCAAGAUGAAAAAUGCGAAGAUAAUACUGGGUUCUUCUUCAAUGGCUCGUCGGAAAAUCUUAGCGGAGAUGGGAUAUGAUUUUACUAUCAUGACUGCAGAUAUUGAUGAAAAGAGCAUUAGGAAGGAAAAACCAGAGGAUCUGGUAGUGGCUCUAGCUGAGGCAAAGGCUGAAGCCCUCAUUUCAAGGCUUGGAAUUGCAGGACAUAAGGAGGAAAACGCACACCCCACACUGCUAAUUACAGCAGACACAGUAGUGGUGUAUGAAGGAACGAUCCGUGAAAAACCAUCGAGCAAGGAAGAAGCACGCCAUUUUGUCAAAGGUUAUUCAGGCGGUUGUGCUAUUGUUGUGGGAUCUGUAGUAGUAACUAACCUUACCACAGGGAUCAAGAAACGAGGAUGGGAUAGGUCGGAGGUCUAUUUUCAUGAUAUACCAGAUGAGGCCAUUGAUAAGUUGGUAGAUGAAGGGGUGACACUUAAUGUUGCUGGAGGAUUGAUGCUUGAACAUCCACUAACUGCUCCAUUUGUUGACACUGUGAUUGGAACUUCUGAUAGUGUUAUGGGACUCUCUAAAUCUCUCACCCAGAAGCUAAUUGAGGAAUCUCUCGAGUCGUCAUAGUUGAUCAAGUUUUACUAUGAAUUUGAAUAGGCAUAUGUAUUUUUAACUCAUGGCAUAUUUGAUGGUUGAUUAAUUUGACAUAUAUUUGUCUAGACAAUCAAAAUUAUUUGAGAAGUAUAUUGUCCCAAAAUUAUGACAA
Lactuca sativa (garden lettuce) is the source of this 904-nucleotide messenger RNA. RefSeq names its product Maf-like protein. NCBI's taxonomy places the organism in Eukaryota, Viridiplantae, Streptophyta, Magnoliopsida, Asterales, Asteraceae. The record is from RefSeq and is a predicted model, not a curated record. Gene Ontology annotation, molecular function: nucleoside triphosphate diphosphatase activity.